Anopheles cruzii is the source of this 3904-nucleotide messenger RNA. RefSeq names its product synaptogyrin (gene Syngr). Gene Ontology annotation, cellular component: synaptic vesicle membrane; neuromuscular junction. The record is from RefSeq and is a predicted model, not a curated record. The coding region runs from base 223 to 909 and encodes 228 amino acids. Lineage: Eukaryota; Metazoa; Arthropoda; Insecta; Diptera; Culicidae. The transcript has 4 exons.
AACACCAGUGCGCGGGUGUGCGAUUGUGUUUCGGGAUUGAGGAAAACCCAUUUGUUCCACGCGACCCAGCGAAAAACGGAGAGCCCAUUUCGGCCACCGACGGAAAAGCGGAAUUCGACUAUCCAAUCCUCACCGCAAACGCACCCAGAGGAAGCCAAGCGUUAAGGCGGAAGUGCGACAUCGGUUGCCUGCGGUCGUCGUCGUCGUCGGAAAAAAUUUAAGAUGGACAUCGGUGGAGCGUACGGCGGUGGCAAAGCAGGAGGCGCCUUCGAUCCGAUUGCGUUCGUGCAGCGACCGAUAGUUAUUUUGCGCGCCGUUUGUUGGCUCUUUGCGAUCAUCGUGUUCGGCUGCAUAUCGUCGGAGGGCUGGCGAGAGGAGGCGAACGGCAAGGAUUAUUGCAUAAUUAACCGCGACGGAAAUGCCUGCAACUAUGCGGUGGGCAUCGGCGUAAUCGCCUUCCUCGCCUCGAUGGGCUUCAUCGCUGGCGAGUAUCUGUUCGAGCAGAUGUCCUCGGUGAAGACCCGGAAACACUACGUGCUGGCCGAUCUCGGCUUCUCGGCCUUCUGGUCCUUCCUGUUCUUUAUCGGUUUCUGCUACCUCACCAAUCAGUGGGGCAAGGCGGACGAUCCCCCGAACGGCGAAGGGGUGAACAACGUGCAGGCUUCCAUCGUGUUCUCGUUCUUCUCGAUCUUCACCUGGGCCGGCUGUGCGUACUUUGCGUUUUUGCGCUUCAAGGCCGGCGUCGACCCGUCGUUCUCGUCCACUUACGAGUCGGACCCUAGUGCCGCGCAGCAGUACUCGGCCUAUCCGGCUGCCGGUGAAAACGACCAGUUCCAGGAGGCACCAUUCUCCGGACAGCAACAACAGCAGCAGCAGCAGCAGCGAGACUACUCACAACCAACGUACUAAAUUGGGGAAAGCACGAGUAACCGAGUACUUUCCGAGGAGUGCGGCUGAGAGUUUAUCAUUUGCGUUAAGAAAAUGUUCCAUCGGGAGUGCCGAAAACCGGAAAUCAUGCCCAUCACUUUAACCUGAACCAAGUUCGCGAGUAACGAGUAGGCUCCUGCUCCAGAGUUCCAGUAGUAAUGCGUUCAGUUCGAUCGUGUGCCCGAUCGUACCAGUGUUCGAAACAAAGAAAACAAAAAACGAAUCGAAAAUACGGAACCAAACACCGGUCGUUGCCGGUACCGAUCGGUUGAUUAUCAAUGAUAAUGAUAGCUAAAAUGUACAAAACAUGAAUGAGUAUUACGUUGCAGGUGUUGAUCAUGGUUUUUUGUGCAUCCGUUGCCAUCUAAUCAAAUUCCAGACAGCAGACAAGCGCUAUGUUUGUUAAGUGUGAGGUUAGAAAUCAUUGCACUAAGGUUAAACCGUACACCGUUCGAACCCUUAUUUUCUACAUAACGUUCAUAGCGCAGAGAAUGAAUGGUUUAUCGAUUACAUUAGUACUGGCUGGCUGACAUGUAGAACGCUUUCCAAAAUAUGCGUUAACCUCAAAUAAUGGCUUAACCAUUGGAUCGACUGCAUAUAUUAUUUUCAAGUCUGGUUUUGAGCAAAUUGAUGAUUGAACGAUUUUCUAUUAAAACAAUCAGUGAACUGUUGUUUUAAUGCCGCCUUGUAGUACUUUUAACCGUUUGAGGGUACUCAUUUGUACAUGCUUCUUCGCUCAGUGGCUUGUCGACUGAGGUCGGGGAUUUGUCGUGCAAAAUCGUUCACAACACACAACAUCGAUGAAGUUGUCGGCCUCGUUCAGAAAGCUCGGUCGGUUAAUGGUCGGAGUCACACGUAUGCUAUCGAUGUCUGUAUAUGUUUUGUAAAGGAAGUGGAACAGGAACGGAAAUGGUUCUCCGCUUCGAGCGAGCGUUGUCGGGUGUGUCGUUGUUUGAUAUCGACAGGCAAAGCAUAGGUUAGUAAGUUACAGUGAGCAGUAUUGGUGCACAGGAGGACGCGAACAUGUGCGUUUGUGUUUCGAAUGUAAAGGCAUCUGUAUUUACUAUCUUAAUCCAGUUUAGAAAGUUUCAGUUAAACAAAACAUAGAAUCGUAAGAAUAUCGAAUGUUAUGCUAGAUGUUAUUUAUUGCCGUUUUACAUUAUAUAGACACGUUUUAGUUUCACAAAAGCCCUUUUUGUUAAGCCUUUUGAUUAUAUUUUCAGAGCCAGGGAACAAUCCACUAUUGUUUGUUUUGUUUUGGCAUGGACUGAACUAGUCAUAUCGAAUCAAUCACUUGCCCACCAUUUAUCGAUAAACCAAUAAUGAGGUACAGCUAUGGCUUCGUCACUAUUUAGUUGAAUUACGCCAGCAUGCAGUAAGGAGUGACAGAACAGGAUAGCAAGCAAGAAGAGAGAAGGACAAAGACAAAGAAAGACAAAUGCUUGGCGGACGUUUAUUUCCAAUGAGACACAGAAAGCGUAAGAAAUAGAAUAAAAGUAAGACAAAAAUAUAUUCAUAUUUGUUAGCAAUCGCCAAUCACGCGAACGGAUAGCUCUAAAAUGGCAUUAAAAUAAACUGCUUCGAAUAAAGAAAGUGGUUAAAUCUUAUGAAGACAAGUUUCAUGAUCAAUAACAGAGCAGAAAGAGAGAGAGCCGAGCAAACAAGAAAAGAACAAAACAUACACACAUAGUUGUAACGCAUUCACCAUAGAUAUUGUAAGUAUAAGAUAUCGCGUGAUCGAACCGGAGCGAUGUGUGGAUGUGUGUUGAUUUGCAAAACCCGACACAAACGAUCAAAUUUUCUAGUUUUGGAUGGUAUAAAUGCGCUUCCUUUCCUACAGCGACACCACUCAAACCCGUUGUUAGCGCAGCCAUUUUGAAACCAAACUUCUGGAAGAACAUACAUAUUGAAUCGAUAAAACGAAGGCAAACAAGAGAACCACGCAACAAACACAUCGGCAUGCGAACUAAACAUUGAUUACUACAAUACUAUACCAACAAACACGAAGCGAUCACCACACAACAACCAGGUGAAACAAAACGUGAGACGAACAGAGAACGUAAAGUGAGUAAGCGUAAAACUGUGUGUUCUGUAGCUGAAAUAUAAAUGAAAAGUUAAAGCAUGGAUAAACCAAACCCCAAAUAAAGAAAAUAAACCAAAAAUAACAAAAAAAAAACAUUUCAUAGAUCGUUAGGUAACCAUUAUGACGAUAGACGAGAACACACGUGGAGAUAGUGUUUUUCGAACCAAACCUGAAAGAAACCCGUAUUUUUGCUCCAUUAUGCUCCGCAAGGUUUAUGGUUUGCCAUUUUCCUCGCUUCCGGUAAGCAGCUAAUCCCAAAGCAUAACUACCAAACAAGUCGAAUUGGAUGUAUCGUAGGCUGGCAGUUACCUAGGAACCAGCGAGUAAAAAACACAUACACACACUGCUCUAAUGUAAUGUUAUCAACUAUUAUACCAAGUACACUAUUUAGACACGAUAACCCAAAAAGGAUGUUCAAAGCGUAAAGAAACCGUUAGAACGAUCGGUGCCGGUUGAUGGCAGGUUGAACAAAUUAAAAGCACACCUAUCGUUACCAUAAACCUUGGACAAAUACGAUACGAAGCGUGUUGUACAUAGAAACUGUAAGAAUCGAAAUAGUAGAUAAAAAGAAACCAACAAUACACGGCACGGCAUUAACGGAUUGGCCCGCUAAAGAGCAACCACUUUGUGAAACGAAGAAUAGUUGCAAACAAUAAUUUUGUAUCAUCCCCCUAACAGCACCACUUUAUGGGAUUCGUUAAGAUUUCCCCGCAACACUAUCCGAACCAACCCGAAUAAGUAAAAGAAGUUAAGCCAUCGAAAUAGAAUCGAAUGUUCGACACGCGACAGCCUCAUUUUGAAUUCAACGUUCUGUUUGCUCUUCAGGCGUCCUCAAUGAAUAGGAAACAAAACACUGUUGCAAUGAGUACGAGCAUUGUGUUAAUAGAUAGAAAC